AUGGCGACUAGUACACCUUUCCUUUCUCUUCUCCCUCCUGAAUUGCGCCUGCAAAUCUACAGUCAACUGCUUGUCGCCCCCACGCCGCUCAAAGGCCCGACUGCACGCCAGGUCUACGAUGAGAAAUACGACAUUCACACAGCCGUCAUGCGCACGAACAAACAAGUCUAUACCGAAGCUCGUCAUGUCUUCUUUGGCAUGAACACUUUUCGCAUCAGUUCGAUCCCACCCCAGAACGACAGUGAUGAGGGGAGUGGCGCGUUCGAACCGCCACUUCAGCUCCAGAAUCUCAAUCUCAUCCGCUAUCUAGAAGUGGACCUUCUUUACUAUCAACCCACAUCGAGAACGACUUCAAGGAAUCAUCAUGGCGGAUGGAAACCCAUGUGCAACGGAGCUGAUCGUUACAUAACGAGUUUGUCCUACCUCCUUGGCGGCGUCAAGGAAAACUUGCGGACUAUAAGACUAGGAGCAGACGUUCGGCCAUACGUCAGGACCACAAACGAAGAGGAGAACUCUCUCGACAUCUCAAGAUUCAUCACCGGCUUCCAAUAUGCAGACCACAGCUCACGCUUUAAACAAGCCAUUGCUGCACUUCCGGUCAGGCAGCUGCAGUUGCGAUUCGAUUUCCCCGAGACUUACUUCGACUUCAAGGUGGAAAAGGACGUGCUGAACAAGUGGAGUUGGGUAUAUCUGGCAGGGCAAGUCGCGUUAAAAAAGAGUGAAGUGGAACUAAGAGAAAUCAUGGGAGAACUCGGUGAAGAGGAGACGGCGGGUGUGGUUGACGGAAUUAGAGAAGGUGCAGUCAUGCUGAAAUGCAUGGCUUGA
Molecule: messenger RNA, 825 nt
Organism: Parastagonospora nodorum SN15
Lineage: Eukaryota; Fungi; Ascomycota; Dothideomycetes; Pleosporales; Phaeosphaeriaceae
Exons: 1
Coding region: 1-825 (274 amino acids)
Source: RefSeq, a predicted model, not a curated record